Messenger RNA from Anguilla rostrata (American eel), 4107 nucleotides. RefSeq names its product electrogenic sodium bicarbonate cotransporter 1-like. Gene Ontology annotation, molecular function: solute:inorganic anion antiporter activity; monoatomic anion transmembrane transporter activity; sodium:bicarbonate symporter activity. Gene Ontology annotation, cellular component: plasma membrane; basolateral plasma membrane. The coding region runs from base 596 to 3931 and encodes 1111 amino acids. Lineage: Eukaryota; Metazoa; Chordata; Actinopteri; Anguilliformes; Anguillidae. Gene Ontology annotation, biological process: regulation of intracellular pH; bicarbonate transport; monoatomic anion transport. The transcript is spliced from 27 exons. The record is from RefSeq and is a predicted model, not a curated record.
ACUCUGCACCUGCUCACACACACUUCCCAGCUCGAGGAUCAGUACGGAGGAGUGUGAACAUAAAGCUAAGCGUCGUAACUUUUUGACCUCUUAUUUAGCUACCUCCCACUUGUGGCGUGACGUUGUAAGAGGGACGGUGCUUUAAAUAUGGAAAAAGACACGCUUAGCAUGGAGCGGUAGUACUACUUCUGACGCUACCUAUACAGAGACAAGAAUACUACAAACACGAAGUUGAAGGCUCAUUUAAAUAUGUUUGCCUGGGCGGACUAUGGUCCUGCAGCCUUAUGAUUAAAAAAAAAAAUGUUUUAGUAUAGCUUAUUACUCGAAUAACCGUCAGUCAAAUGGGAAAUUAGCCACGCGUUCUCUGUACGCAUAUUUCGAAAUCAAUUUUUGAUCAGUUCUGGCAUUUGUACGUGGGUGGGAAAAAUACCUAAAUAAUAAUAAGUAGCCAGGUGAGUUAGCAAGCAGCUUCGUGUAGGCUACACAAGAGUUUGAAGCGAAGAGAUUAGACAAUUCGGGGCUUUGUUGAGCAAGCACACUGGACGGCGACUCCGCGUUCCUUGGACUUCAGGAGGAAUUGCUUCAGCGAGACAAAAUGAGCAGCGAUAAAAACAAGGUGGAGGACGAGGCGGUGCUGGACCGUGGAGCGUGUUCUGUCAAGCACGUCUGUGACGAGGAGGAGGUAGAAGGUCACCACACUGUAUACGUCGGUGUGCACGUGCCCAAGAGCUACAGGAGGAGAAGACGCCACCGCAGGAAGUCCAGCCACAAGGAGAGGAAAGAGAAAGUGACUGAAAAUGACAAAUCAGAUGGGGAGAAUACCGAUGAUGUCAGCACCAGCAUCCUCAAGCCUCUUGUCUCUUCGGCGGCUGAGCGGAUCCGCUUCAUCCUGGGCGAGGAAGACGAUGGCCCACCGCCCCCACAGCUCUUCACCGAGCUGGACGAGCUGCUGGCUGUGGAUGGGCAGGAGAUGGAGUGGAAGGAGACUGCAAGGUGGAUAAAAUUCGAAGAGAAGGUAGAGAAGGGGGGAGAGCGCUGGAGCAAGCCUCACGUGGCCACGCUGUCCCUGCACAGCCUGUUUGAGCUGAAGACCUGCAUCGAGAGAGGCACCAUCAUGCUGGACUUGGAGGCCUCUACCCUUCCGCAACUGGUUGAGGUCAUCACUGACAGUCAGAUUGAAAACGGUCAGUUGAAGGCUGACCUGAAGGACAAGGUGAUGUACACCUUGCUUCGGAAACAUCGCCACCAGACUAAGAAAUCCAACUUUCGCUCACUGGCGGACAUCGGCAAGACUGUUUCCAGUGCAAGUAGGCUGUUUUCCAACCAGGAUAAUGCACGUAGCCCGCUCGAAAGCUCUGUGCCUUGUCUAACAAUCCGCGACACUGAAGCGCAGCUGCAAAUGCAGAGGAGUUCCAGCAUGGAAUGGCUUAGCAGCCCAACGACCGCUCGUCGAAAUCUGACUUCAAACAGCUUGAAUGACUUCUCUGACAAGCCUGAAAAGGAUCAGCUGAAGAAUAAGUUCAUGAAGAAGCUGCCUCGUGACGCAGAGGCCUCCAACGUCCUGGUGGGCGAAGUGGACUUCCUGGACAGUCCUUUUGUGGCGUUUGUCCGCCUCCAGCAAGCCGUCAUGCUGGGAGCGUUGACUGAAGUCCCUGUGCCGACCAGGUUCUUGUUUGUCCUGCUUGGACCCAAAGGAAAGGCAAAGUCCUACCAUGAAAUAGGACGAGCGAUUGCCACCCUCAUGUCUGAUGAAGUUUUCCAUGACAUUGCAUACAAGGCUAAGAAUAGGCAGGACCUACUUGCUGGCAUAGAUGAGUUUUUGGAUGAGGUCAUUGUCCUGCCCCCUGGAGAAUGGGACCCAGAAAUUCGGAUAGAGCCUCCGAAGUCCCUGCCUUCCCCGGACAAAAGGAAGAACAUGUACGCUGGGGGCGAAGGCGUCCAGAUGAAUGGGGACGCGCCCCAAGACGGGGGCCACGGAGGAGGGGGAGGCGGCCACCACGUCGGCGAGGAGCUACAGCGGACUGGGAGGUUCUGUGGAGGCCUCAUUCUGGACAUCAAAAGAAAAGCCCCUUUUUUCUGCAGUGACUUCUUGGACGCACUACACAUUCAGUCUCUGUCAACGAUUUUGUUCAUUUAUCUUGGGACGGUCACCAACGCCAUCACGUUCGGGGGUCUGCUCGGCGAUGCAACGGAGAACAUGCAGGGCGUGCUGGAGAGCUUCCUGGGCACCGCCAUCACCGGGGCGGUCUUUUGCCUGCUGGCGGGCCAGCCCCUCACCAUCCUCAGCAGCACGGGACCCGUGCUCGUCUUCGAGAGGCUGCUCUUUCAUUUCAGCAAGGACAACAGCUUUGACUACUUGGAGUUCAGGCUGUGGAUCGGCCUCUGGUCGGCCUUCUUCUGCCUGGUUCUGGUCGCUACGGACGCCAGCUUCCUGGUCCAGUACUUCACCCGCUUCACCGAAGAGGGCUUCUCUGCCCUCAUCAGCUUCAUCUUCAUCUACGACGCCUUCAAGAAGAUGAUCAAUCUGGCCCAGAAAAACCCCAUCAACCCUGACUUUCGCCUGGACUACGUGACGCAGUACAGCUGCCGCUGCACGCCUCCCCCAUUCGGAAAUGACUCUGGACUCGAGAGCAGUUCAUUCGACGGGUCCAACUGGAUGACAAACUCUACGGAUCUGCCCAUGAACGCCACCUGGUCGUCACUGACAGUGUCACAGUGUGAACAGUAUGGAGGGAAACUGGUAGGGGAGGCCUGUGGCUACGUCCCUGACAUCACGCUGACCUCCUUCAUCCUGUUCCUGGGCACCUACGCCUGCUCCAUGUGUCUGAAGAAGUUCAAGACCAGCCGCUUCUUCCCCACCACCGUGAGGAAACUGAUCAGUGAUUUUGCUAUUAUCUUGGCCAUUUUGAUUUUCUGUGGUGUGGAUGCACUGGUGGGAGUGAACACACCUAAGCUUCUUGUGCCAAGUGAAUUCAAGCCAACAAGCCCACUCAGGGGCUGGUUUGUCCCCCCGUUUGGAGGUAACCCCUGGUGGGUGUACCUGGCCUCUGCUCUCCCCGCUCUGCUCGUGACCAUCCUGGUCUUCAUGGACCAGCAGAUCACGGCUGUCAUCGUCAACAGGAAGGAACACAAGCUCAAGAAAGGUGCUGGCUACCACCUGGACCUGUUCUGGGUUGCCGUUCUCAUGGUCAUCUGCUCCUUCAUGGGCUUGCCCUGGUAUGUGGCCGCCACCGUCAUCUCCAUCGCCCACAUCGAUGGUUUGAAGAUGGAAACGGAAACGUCGGCUCCUGGGGAGCAGCCCAAGUUUUUAGGAGUGAGGGAGCAAAGGGUCACUGGUAUCGUCGUCUUUCUUCUCACUGGAUUAUCCGUUUUCAUGGCUCCAGUUCUCAAGUUCAUUCCUAUGCCUGUACUGUAUGGAGUUUUUCUCUACAUGGGUGUGGCCUCUCUAAAUGGUGUGCAGUUUAUGGACCGUCUCAAGCUGCUCCUCAUGCCGCCCAAGCACCAGCCGGACCUGAUCUACCUGCGUCACGUUCCCCUGCGCAGGGUCCACCUCUUCACCUUCAUCCAGGUGCUCUGCCUGGCCCUCCUCUGGAUCCUCAAGUCCACUGUGGCUGCCAUCAUCUUCCCCGUCAUGAUCUUAGCCCUGGUGGUGGUGAGGAAGGCAAUGGAUUACCUAUUCUCCCAGGAUGACCUCGGCUACCUGGAUGAUGUCAUUCCUGAGAAGGACAAGAAGAAGAAGGAGGAUGAGAAGAAAAAGAAGAAGAAAGGAAGCAUAGACAGUGAAAAUGAUUAUUCGGACUUUCCCUACCACGAAAACGUUCCCAGUAUUAAAAUCCCCAUGGACAUGAUGGAGCAGGAGCCCUUCUUAGGUGGUAAAACCUCAGCCCAGGAUAAGCCGCCAUCUUACUUCAACCAGCAUUCUUCCUGCUGAGCAGCCAAACGGUUUCCAGGCUGGCACUGUGAUCAGUCUUGAGACAUCCAUUGAAAGCUGUGCCUCAGAUUAGGAUGGACAUGGAACAGGAAGGUGGAUUUUUCAGAGAAGCAGAGAGGUCCCACACAUCUUUCUCUCCUGUCCUACUGAACUGGAUAACACUUGCACAACCACAA